AUGGCUGAUUUUAGUACUGUGGACAUUUCUCAAAUUACGUCAACUUCUGGAAGAGAUUUUUCAUCCAAUGGAUCAAGUGACUUCAACUCAGAAUUUUUAAUAAGUAAGAAGAAAGAAGUAAAAUGGAGUGAAUGCCGAGAUUUGGUCGAAGUUCCGGGUGAACCAGAAUGGCAAUUACGAUAUAUGGCUGAAGCUUUUCCACAGUAUUGCUGGAAAUAUGUCGAACCACAAGUGAUUGCUUACUAUUACUACAACAUUGCUACAACUGCUAAUGCACCUGCAAUGCUUCCAUCUGCUACACUUCCCGUUUUCUAUGCACAUUUACCGAAUUCAUUUUCACCCUAUGAUUUCAGCAUUCAACUGAAGUCAUUAGAUCGAGUCCGCGAGCAAUUAUAUCGUCAAAUUCAGACUGUAUACAGUGCAGAGAACGAAUUUGAUGUUUCAAUGUUGAUCGAUGACUGGAAAUGGUUACGGGCAAGGAUCUUGAAAUUUAGUAAAGGAAAUGAUGUAAUAGUAGAUCUUGUGGAUAUUGGUAACGACAAUAUUGUCAACAUAGAGAAUAUUCGGCCUCUUCUAAAGGUUUUUGGACGUUUGCCUCCGCUUGCUUUGCGUUGUCGUAUGAAAGACGUCGACAUGAACGAUCUAACAAUGGAAAAAGUGAAUGCAUUUCAAAAUUUAAUUAAAUCUUGUGGUGAUGUUGUUCGAGUAGAACUCGCUGAUGUAUCCUCCAUACCAUUUCUCGUCAAUUUAUACCAUCCAACGGUACAUGACAAAAAUCUUGGUAAACCAUUUUAUCGUUGUAAAGAGCAUGCCAAACAUAAAGCAGCACGAGAGAGGCGAUGGAAGCAAAAAUUGGCUCGAAUGAACAAUGAUUUUUCAAAUGAUUGUACAAGUGAGGAAGGUUCCGAAGGUGAAUGCUUACAACCUACACAUGUGUUGCAUUUGGAAAGAUUACAAAAGCCUAUCGAUGAUGAACCACUUUAUAUUGCUCAUAUCGAAAAUAGUCGUUUCAUUUAUUUACAUAGCAAAUAUCACAAAGAUACAAUCGAGAAAUUGGAAAAACAAUUGUUGAAUAAGUGGUCUGAGCUAAAAAUUGUUCCUCAAAAAUACUUGAUGCCGGCAUUAGCUUGUGCUUAUUCGGACAUUUCCAAUUGCAAUCCCUGUAGAGUCAUAGUGGCAGAAGUUGGAGAUCAAACAUUGUGGCUACGUAGCGCCGAUCAUGGAUGGAAGAAGAAUUUGUCGAAAUUGGAUUGCCUGUCUGGUAGUUUACGUUUUCUUACAAAAGAAUUCUCAGAAACACCACUUAUGUAUCUCUGUUGCCUGCCAACCUCCACACAGUAUUAUCCACAUCGAUCCGAAACGAAUAUUCUACGCAGUAUUUUACCAACCGGUAUGCUUGUGAAUAUUCGUCGCCUUUCCUGUAAGCGAUCUUUACCGUAUAAAACGAACAUUUUUUUCGAGAAUAACGAAUCAGUUACCGACGUCCUCGAACGGUUAAAAGCCGAAAAACGAGUAAUACAUCCAUGCUUCGACUUACUACCAUACAAACCAUCGCCAUAUAGUGAACUUUGCAAGCUUGACUGCGAUUAUCAGGAAGAUCUCGAAAUUUUCUUGCCAUUUGCAAGAGGUCAUCUGGAGUACGCCAACUUGUAG
Molecule: messenger RNA, 1653 nt
Organism: Brugia malayi
Lineage: Eukaryota; Metazoa; Nematoda; Chromadorea; Rhabditida; Onchocercidae
Product: protein F32E10.5, putative
Exons: 10
Coding region: 1-1653 (550 amino acids)
Source: RefSeq, a predicted model, not a curated record